This is a messenger RNA of Plodia interpunctella (Indianmeal moth), 2476 nucleotides long. RefSeq lists its product as uncharacterized. Gene Ontology annotation, biological process: protein transport. NCBI's taxonomy places the organism in Eukaryota, Metazoa, Arthropoda, Insecta, Lepidoptera, Pyralidae. The transcript has 8 exons. The record is from RefSeq and is a predicted model, not a curated record. Gene Ontology annotation, cellular component: cytoplasm. Bases 119 to 1348 code for a protein of 409 amino acids.
ACAUUGAGUCAAUACCUACACUGCACUGCCUGGCUGUUUUGUGCUACCUAGUGAGCGAGCGAGUAAAGCAAGAAGAGAACUUUGGUUGAGUUGUUAGGUAUAAUUUGUAUUUAAAAUCAUGGGGCUAAAAGAAGCCAAUAUUUACUUAGAUAAUCAAUUGAAUACAUAUUACGCUGGUCAAACAGUAAACGGAAAGAUAGAGUACACUUUUGAUAGUCCUAAAAAAGUUCGAGGAAUUCAAGUUAAUUUUAAAGGCGAAGCCCAUACUGAAUGGUAUGAAAGUAAACAGCAAGAAAAUGAACAAGGGAAAACGGAAUCUAACGACACAACUCACACAGGACAUGAGGAAUACUUUCAGGUUUCUUAUUACAUUUUGGGAAGCAGCAGUGGCAAUGAGAUAGAGAUUCCAGCCGGGAAGCAAGUGUACAACUUCACAUGCACUCUGCCACCUGUUCUGCCUUCAUCCUUUGAGGGAGAAUUUGGAUAUGUGCGAUACACUGUUAAAGUGACCCUUGACAGACCAUGGAAGUUUAACCAGGACACCAAAAUGGCUUUCACUGUUAUUAAUGCUUUGGAUUUGAAUCUCAAUCCUUCAUACAGGGAGCCAAUCCACAUUCAAAUGGAGAAAACUUUCUGCUGUUUCUGUUGCGCCUCUCCUCCACUAUCUGUGGAUGUACUGGCACCGGUCUCGGGAUACUGUCCAGGGCAAGUUAUACCCAUCACUGUUGAUAUAGAGAACAAAAGUAACGUCCAAGUACACCUUGUUAAAGUAUUUUUAAGAAAGGUGGUAACAUACAGGGCUUCAUCAGCAACAAAGAAGACAAAAGACAUCAUUCUGACCAUUCAAGAAGGCCCAGCCCCGGCGGGCUCCACUAAGCAUUGGAACUUGAACAUGGAGAUUCCACCCAUACCACCGUCCAAUCUCGUCAAUUGCAAUAUCAUAGACUUGGACUAUGAUUUAAAGGUAGAAUGUGUGGUGUCAGGCAUGCAUAUAAAUCUGAAAGACAAGAAGUAUAUAACCAUCGGGACCGUGCCAUUGAUGGGCAUAGCCUCGGGCACUCCGGCCAAGCAGGACUCCCCGGGCCAGCCAGCGGUAUUGCCAGUUCCACCUUCUGCUCCGUCGGCGCCGGGCGAGCCGUCGCCGGGCUGGGUGAACCCUAGCGCUCCGCCGCCGCCCUAUCAGUCGUUGUACCCCACACUCACUGAACCAGUCUACAAAGAAUCUCAGUACACGGCGCGCACGAUCCAGGACCGAGGAGACGACGCCCACACGAUGAUAAGGGCGCCCCAGUUCGCCCCCUACUACCCCACUUAUGCCGCGGUUCAACCACCACCUUUACCUCAAUAACAUACGGCCAAUUCUCCAUCCGCUGAUGGAGUUAACAGUUUAACAAUUCAUCUACAAUUUGGAAAAUAAGAAAUUAUAUGCCGUAUUAAUCUUAUAAUUAUCAACCCACAGAUGGGUUAAGGCCUCCUUUUUUGCCUCUACCUAUGGUCCUGUGCCAAUCUCAUCAAUUGUUUUCCCUUUACCCAAACAAAGUCAAACGACUUGCGGUCUGUCUGUUUAGUGUUCAAUAUAAUGGAACUAUUGUAAAUAAAUUAAUAUUUUACACCCUGAGAAGGAUGAUGGCAACUGAGAUACAAUAUUUAUACUAGUUCAGAUGACACAACAAGUUCACCAACAACUUUCUUUUCGCCAUCGAUAUAUAGGUACUAUUAUUUAAAAACUCAAUCUUGUAAUUAUAAAAUUAUUAUUAUUAGCAUUGAAGUAGAAGAAAAAUAGAUUUACUUUGUUCAGGAAUUAGAAAAAUACAGACUUUACUCACAAAUAUUAAAAGAAAGGUGCAAAAAAUAUGUGUGUCACAUGACUGCGUAGGCGGAAGUAAUGAAUAUGUCCGGGCAAAUUAAAUUUUACUUAUCGGCAAUUGGAGGAAAAUUCUCGUAAUAUUUAAGAUGCAUAUAUGCAUCAAUUUGAAGAAUAUCAUACAGCAAUCUCUUGUAUACAAUGGCCAUUUUUAUAUAAAAAUGAUAACGUAAGGAGGACUAUAUUAUUAUAGGAAGUAGACUUGUAUUCUGAUCAAAUGCCAUGUUUUCUAACGCAAUGAUAAUGCAAGUCGUUUCAUUUGCACAAAUAUGUCAUCUACUUUGGAUUGUAUUUAACUUUUUGAAGACAUUUUAACAUCUAGAUUAAGAGUUAUAUAUACUAAAUGCUUCGAGCUUAAAUACGUACUGGCAUUUAAUUAUAUUAAGUGUAAUGUGUAUUAUGAAGGCUUUAACCGUGUACCUUGAGUAGUGUUGAUUUUACUACGAAUGAGUAUUUAUAUAUAUCCAUUCGUCUAUUUGGCAUCAAUCGUCCACUUGAUAUUUAAUGUUAAAAAAAAUGUUGGCCACAAUUAAUUAGUAGGUUUAUUCAAUUAUGUUAUAAAUCUUUGUAUAUUAUAUAAUUUAUAAAUAAAUGAUAUAUUGUACACCAGCA